This is a messenger RNA of Scleropages formosus (Asian bonytongue), 3665 nucleotides long. RefSeq names its product aconitase 1, soluble (gene aco1). The coding region runs from base 201 to 2873 and encodes 890 amino acids. Lineage: Eukaryota; Metazoa; Chordata; Actinopteri; Osteoglossiformes; Osteoglossidae. The record is from RefSeq and is a predicted model, not a curated record. The transcript is spliced from 22 exons.
CGCAGUUGUAGUGGACUCGCUGACGGAGGGAAGCGGGGUUUAUGGGUGGUGUGGUUGGCGUAUAGCUGGCUCUACAGCUACAAGAGGAACGUGACUUGUUGCACGGAGUUCUCCUGUUUUAAGGCGAGAGUAGGGCGACUGAAGCAAUUGGAUUCAAACUUUUAAGGUGAGAGAGCGAGGGAGAGAGAAGGACCGCAGUUAUGACUAACCCGUACGCAGGAAUCGUGGAGCCUCUGGACCCAGAGAGGCCAGAUCACAAGUUCUACAACCUCUCCAUGCUCAAAGAUGACAGAUAUGGGCGUCUGCCCUUCUCCGUCCGGGUGCUCUUAGAGGCUGCCCUCAGGAACUGUGACGAGUUUCUGGUGAAGAAGUCAGACGUGGAGAACAUUCUCAACUGGAAGGAGACGCAGAAAAAGAGCGUGGAGGUGCCCUUCCGGCCGGCCCGGGUCAUCCUGCAGGACUUCACUGGCGUGCCCGCCGUGGUGGACUUCGCAGCCAUGCGCGACGCCGUGAAGAAACUGGGCGGCGACCCCGAGAAGAUCAACCCCGUGUGCCCAGCCGACCUGGUCAUCGACCACUCCAUCCAGGUGGACUUCAACAGAAAGUCCGACAGCCUGCAGAAAAACCAGGACUUGGAGUUUGAACGGAACCGGGAACGAUUUGAGUUUUUAAAGUGGGGGUCGCAAGCCUUCAAGAAGAUGAGGAUCAUCCCACCAGGUUCAGGCAUCGUGCAUCAGGUCAAUCUGGAGUACCUAGCCCGUGUGGUGUUUGAACAGGAUGGCCUGUACUACCCCGACAGCCUGGUGGGCACAGACUCCCACACCACCAUGAUCGACGGCCUGGGAGUCCUGGGUUGGGGAGUUGGUGGGAUUGAAGCGGAGGCAGUCAUGCUGGGCCAGCCAAUCAGCAUGGUGCUGCCUGAGGUCAUUGGCUACAGGAUGGUUGGCAUCCCAGACAAGCUCAUCACCUCUACGGACAUUGUCCUCACUGUCACAAAGCACCUGCGGCAGGUGGGCGUGGUCGGAAAAUUUGUCGAGUUCUUUGGAGAGGGUGUGGCCCAGCUCUCAAUUGCUGACCGAGCCACUAUUGCCAACAUGUGCCCAGAGUAUGGUGCCACCGCCGCAUUCUUCCCUGUCGACAAUGUCAGCAUCAAGUACUUGGAGCAGACAGGGAGAGAUGCAGACAAACUUGAAUACAUCGAAAAAUACUUGAAGAAAGUGGGCAUGUUCAGAGAUUACCGCGAUAAAUCCCAGGACCCCGACUUCACUGAGGUGGUGGAGAUGGACCUGACCACAGUGGUGCCGUGCUGCAGUGGUCCGAAGAGACCCCAGGACAAGGUGGCUGUGACUGACAUGAAGAAGGACUUUGAGGCCUGUCUGGGGGCCAAGCAAGGCUUCAAGGGCUUUGGGGUGGCACCAGAAAAACACAGCAACUGUGUGAACUUUGCUUAUAAUGGGACGGAGUUCUCCCUCACCCACGGCUCUGUGGUCAUUGCUGCCAUCACCAGCUGCACCAACACCAGCAACCCUUCAGUCAUGCUGGGGGCAGGACUCUUGGCAAAGAAGGCUGUGGAGGCAGGGCUUAGUGUGAAGCCUUACAUCAAGACCAGCCUGUCCCCUGGCAGUGGAGUGGUCACAUACUAUCUGAAGGAGAGUGGGGUCAUGUUCUACCUCGCCCAGCUUGGGUUUGAAGUGGUGGGCUAUGGCUGCAUGACAUGCAUUGGGAAUAGUGGACCUCUCCCUGAACCCGUGGUGGAAGCCAUUACUAAGGGGGAUCUGGUGGUGACCGGGGUCCUUUCCGGAAACCGGAACUUCGAGGGUCGCGUUCACCCCAACACGCGUGCCAACUACCUUGCCUCUCCGCCCUUGGUCAUUGCCUACGCCAUCGCUGGCACAGUCUGCAUUGACUUUGAGAAGGAGCCCCUGGCGGUGAAUGCCUCUGGCAAGGAAAUCUUCCUCAGGGACAUCUGGCCCACACGGGAGGAGAUCCAGGAUGUGGAAAGGGAGUUUGUUAUUCCUGCCAUGUUCAAGGAGGUCUACGAGAAGAUUGAGAAAGGGAAUGAGCGUUGGAGCAACCUGAAGGCAUCUUCUGACAAGCUCUACAGCUGGGACCCUAACUCCACCUACAUCAAAUCGCCACCGUUCUUUGAUGGACUGACCAGGGAGCUUCUCCCACCCAGGUCCAUAAUGAAUGCCCACGUCCUGUUGAACUUAGGGGAUUCUGUGACCACUGACCACAUCUCCCCCGCUGGUAACAUCGCGAGAAACAGCUCUGCUGCACGUUACUUGUCUAAAAGAGGCCUGUCCCCUCGGGACUUCAACUCGUACGGAUCGCGCCGUGGAAACGAUGCAGUGAUGGCCCGGGGUACUUUUGCCAACAUCCGUCUUUUCAAUAAGUUUGUGGGCAAACAGGGCCCACAGACACUGCACCUGCCCUCAGGGGAAAUGAUGGAUGUGUUUGAUGCUGCAGAAAAGUACCAGCAAGAUGGCGUGCCGCUCCUGGUUCUAGCAGGAAAGGAGUAUGGAUCGGGCAGCUCCAGGGACUGGGCUGCCAAGGGGCCCUUUCUUCUGGGCAUCAAGGCAGUGCUGGCUGAGAGCUAUGAGCGCAUCCACCGUAGCAACCUGGUGGGCAUGGGCAUCAUCCCACUGGAAUACCUGCCGGGUGAAACGGCCGAGACACUGGGGCUGACAGGUCGUGAACGCUUCAACAUCAUCAUCCCUGAAUUGUUGGUGCCCAGGAUGAAAGUGACCAUACAGCUGGACACAGAGAAGACCUUCCAGGCCUGCAUGAGGUUUGACACCGAUGUGGAGCUCACGUAUUUCCGACACGGGGGCAUCCUCAACUACAUGAUCCGCAAAAUGAUCCAGCAAUGAGAGAUGGACCUCGGGGGAGGGGUGGGGGUUACGAUGCAUCGAUUUAAUUUUAUCUGGUCGGGUUGACUGUCUUUUCCAUCUUCGUUGCCACCUGGUCUGUCCUCCUUACUCCACCAGCCCAAGCAAGAGAUGUACUUUAGUUCCAUUCCCUGCUCCUUGCCCCAGCAUCUCACUGUUGAAAACCAGACAAUUUCAGCCAGCCACUUUAAAUACCUUGUCGCUUCCAUGGUAGGUUUGUUCAGACAUUCUCUGGGUUUUAUAGUCUGUUUUUUUUUUUUUUGGCUCAGUCUGCUGGGUGGUUUCUGUAGUUCGUCUCUCCCUGGUGUCUCUUUUCAAACGGUUCUGUUGAUUUCUUAUUUUCUUUUCCUGAAACACUAACGCAGCAUCAAAUUUCCACUGGCACCUGCUUGUGGAUGUCACUCUGAAUACUCUUGGUUACUCUUUUUGUUCUGUUAGCACAUCUGAAUGGCUUGGACCUCGAUAUUGGACAAAAGAAGCAAUUACAGCAAUAUAUUCAACGUAAGAACGUCCUAUUCAAGUGUUUAUCUCUAGAUGAAAAAGAACCAUCGAUAUUGAUAGAUAAACUAAUUUUAAUAUGCUGAAGUAGUUCAGUGUUCACUCGGAUUAAGCAAACACACUUUGGCUCACAUUUUUAUACCACUUUGGUAAAAUUUGGAUCUAAGUGCCUGUUUUUUAGUAGAUUAUCUACAAGGGUAAGUCAAAGUAUUUGCAACAUUAAAAUUCCGGUUUAAUGCACAUUGUUGCACAUACUUUAUUUGACCUACCCUCAUA